UGCUGGGAUUACAGGCGUGAGCCACCAUGCCUGGCCAACAAACUUUUACAUGAGCAGGUUCGUUAUAGAAGUAAAUUGCCUGUCAUGGGGAUUUGGUGUACAGAUUAGUUAAUCCCCCGUGUAAUUCCUUCCACCAUUUAUUUACCUUUCUCCACAGCAGCCUAUUCCCUUUGAGGGAAGAGACAGACCCUUUCAUAUUGUUUUAUAUUGUUUUAUACUCAGUACCUGUUUUAAGAAAAAACAACAAGGAAGCCGGGCGCGGUGGCUCACGCCUGUAAUCCCAGCACUUUGGGAGGCUGAGGCGGGUGGAUCACGAGGUCAGGAGAUCGAGACCACAGUGAAACCCCGUCUCUACUAAAAAUACAAAAAAAUUAGCCGGGCGUGGUGGCGGGCGCCUGUAGUCCCAGCUACUCGGAGAGGCUGAGGCAGGAGAAUGGCGUGAACCCGGGAGGCGGAGCUUGCAGUGAGCCGAGGUUGCGCCACUGCACUCCAGCCUGGGUGACAGAGCAAGACUCCGUCUCAAAAAAAAAAAAAAAAAAAAAAAAAAGAAAAAACAACAAGGAAGUAAAACCAAAGACAGGCAGCCUGGCGCCAGGCCCGAAACCAGGCCUGGGCCUGCCUGGCCUAAACCCAGUAGUUAAAAAUCAACUCAUGACUUAGAACCCAAUGUUAUUCAUAGAUUCCAGACAUUGUAUAGAAGAACAUUGUGAAACUCCCUGCCCUGUUCUGUUUCUCUCUGACCACUGCUGCAUGCAGCCCCUGUCACGUACCGCCUGCUUACUCAAAUCAAUCACGACACUUUCAUGUGAAAUCUUUAGUGUUGUGAGCCCUUAAAAGGGACAUAAAUUGUGCACUCAGGGAGCUCAGAUUUUAAGGCAGUAGCUUGCCGAUGCACCCAGCUGAAUAAAGCCCUUCCUUCUACAACUCGAUGUCUGAAAGGUUUUGUCUGUGGCUCGUCCUGCUGCAUUUCUUGGUUCCCUGACUGAGAAGCGAGGUAACUGUUAUGGACUGCCAAUGCAGCCCCUUAGGCGGCUUAGGCCUGCCCUGUGGAGCAUCCCUGCGGUGGACUCCGGCCAGCCUGAGUGACGCGAUCCAAAGAGCGAUCCCGGGUAGGAAAUUGCCCGGGUGGAAUGCCUCACCAAAGCAGCGCGUAGCAGGCCCCCGUGGAGGAUUAACACAGUGGCUGAACACUGGGAAGGAACUGGCACUUGGAGUCCAGACAUCUGAAACUUGGAGCUGGUUUUCAGGAGGACUUCCCUGCUGGAUAGAGGGAAUAACCAAGGGAUCAAGGGAGUUGGAGGAAUCAGCUCUGAACAGGAAAAGAGAUGGCCCCAAGAGGGAUGCACAGCCAUAGACAAGUGGUAGGCAACCCACUGUCUGUGCUAUGACUUCAUUACUCUUUCCCAGCCCAGCCCUGGGCAAGCCCCUUACGAAGUCUCAGGCUACCUGGAUGACCACCCUUUCUUAUGGUGCUGCAAGGAGGGCAGGUGGGCAGAGCCCCGUGCAUCCUGGGCUCAGGCCAGGGACCCAAGAGCUUGGGAGAAGCUGGUUCUCAGACUGAAGGCCAGAGCCCUACACCUUGUCACCAUCCUGAGGAGCAUCGUGACACACAACAACCAGAGCCAAGAGUCACACAACCUCCAGACCACGGUGGUCUGUGAGUUGUUGGGGAACCGGAACAGCUCGGGACACUGGCACUACAACUAUGAUGGCCAGGACUUCCUUCUUAGCACACUUGAGUCUUUCAACUCCAGCAAAAGCCAGCCAGAACCAAGCAGAGCUGCAGAAGGAGAGAAGGGAAGGAAACAAUCCUUCCUGACCUAGAGCUGCAUCUACCCUCUCUGGAAAUACCUGAAAGCUGGGGUGGGACCACGGCCCACCGUAGGUGUGAUAGGUGCGGACUGGUCCAUGUGGGGAAGGUGGAGGAGCUGAGGGCACUGUGGGAGGGAUGGAGUGCAGGCCCCUUAGCCAGCCUUCAAAACUCCAUUUCAGUACCCAUGUCCUAAAUGAGCACAGCUCUGUUGCUGACCAUCCUAGCCACUCUGCUUUCCUUCCCUCUCCCAUGCUUGGUCAGCCCUUUUCCCACUUGGUGUUCAAGUUCUGACCCAGGGCUGAGCACCCAAGGGCUCUCAAGUUGGGGCAUCACCUACAGUCACCAUGGAACACAGUGGAAUGGUGCCUAAAGCCCUGGUGUGGAGGAUGUACGGCAGCUUGAUAGGACCAGAGGCAGCCAGUUUGUCUAGGAGGUCUUUGCCACUACUUUUCCCUGUCCCACUAGCCCCCUUGGUGCAUGGGACUUUCUGCAAAGGCCCUGGAGAGGAGCCAUCCCAACAUGCUAGGCCCUUGACUUCUAUCCUCCAGUGUCCAGCUAACUUAGCUGAGGGAUGGGCUGCCCCAGCCCCUGAGUCCCUGGAACCCUAAGCCACUUGCCCCCUCGCAUGGCACUGCUCAGAGCCAGCAGUCUGCUGUGAUCCCUUUGACGUGAGCAUAGGCUCUCCUGUCUGGUGAUGCACCAGGCUGAUGCUGAGUCUCUGUGCAACCUCAGAUGAGCAGCUGGGGUUUGGAGGCAUGUAGCAAAGGUAGGGAGCCUGGCUGGUCUCACAGAGACCCACAUACCCUCUUGCCUUCGAGAGCCUCCCCACGCAAAGCACCCCCCAGUUUGGAUCUUCUGUGGGCUCCUGGCUUCUGCAGUGGUUGUUGUGGGAGCUGCAGGUGCCUUCCUCUGGAAGAAGUGGAGAAAGGGCAGGACAGCAGGUAUGCUCAGAGUAUUAGAGCUGGAAGCAACCUUAAGCAUCACUGGACAUCACUCUCUCUGGGAGGCUGGGGCUUGAGAAAAGAAAUUUCAAGAAGAGCAGCCUAGGGAAUAUGAAAAGAGAGGGGAGUGGGUAAGGGGUCCUAUUUCCUCUCUAGCUGACUUGGGUUGCCUUCUCCUAAUAUACAUAUAUAUUAUCUCCAUCUCUCUGUCUUUGUCUCUCUCUCUCUCCCUCUCCUUCCUCCCCCAUCUUACUCAUGAGAAGUUUUAUCUCCUGAAGUAUGUUUCUUUUUUUUUUUUUUUUGAGAUGGAGUUUCGUUUCACUCUUGUUGCCCAGGCUAGAGUGCAACGGUGUGAUCUCAGCUCACUGCAACCUCCGCCUCCCGGUCCAAGCAAUUCUGCCUCAACCUCCCAAGUAGCUGGGAUUACAGGCACCUGCCACCACGCCCGGCUAAUUUUUGUAUUUUUAGUAGAGACGGGGUUUCACCAUGUUGGCCAGCCUGGUCUCAAACUCCUGACCUUGUGAUCUGCCCAUCUCAGUCUCCCAAAGUGCUGGGAUUACAGGCGUGAGCCACUGUGCCCGGGUAUGUUUCUUAUAAACACCCAAGCAAUGAAAACCAAAUCAAAACUGGGCUCCCAAACUCCUCCUAUCUCUCUCUCUUUUUUACUUUUACUUUUUCUUUUUUUUUGAGAUGCAGUCUCAUUCUGUUGCCCAGGCAAUGCAGUUGCCGAGUGCAGUGGCUCGAUCUCAGCUCACUGCAACCUCUGCUGCCUGGGUUCAGGUGAUUUUCGUGUCUCAGCCUCCUAAGUAGCUGGGAUUACAGGCAUGUACAAUCACAUGCAAAAAAAAAAAAAAAAAAAACCACCAUUUUUUUUUGUUCUUUUUUUUAGUAGAGACAGGGUUUCACCAUAUUGGCCAGGCUGGUCUUGAACUGCUGACCUCAAGUGAUCUGCCCACCUCGGCCUCCCAAAGUGCUGGGAUUAUAGGCAUGAGCCACCGCUCCCAGCCUCCCUCCUAUAUCUCUUGAUCAAACUUCAGGGGAAAACCUGCCAGAUUCCCCAGGAAGGAUGCUUGGAGGUAGGUGGCGGGGUACGGUGAGGCCCAUGCGAACUUCUCAUUGAACACCACUCCCAGCUUUCCUACCCCCAUUUCUCUUCACAGGUGUGCAGAGAGAAGUCUACAUUCCCAUGUCAAGUAAGUGGGGUGGGUAGAUGGGAGGGCAUAUGAGAGUGGGGCAGCAAUUUUAUGUCUGAGUUGGAAGGAAAUUUAGAGUUCAUUUAGUCCAAAUCCUCUUUACUAGGUGAGGAAACUGAGGCACAGGAGGGGGAGGUGCCAUUAGCCAGGGAGUCAGAGCCAGGACUUAGAACCUGGUCCAUGCCUCCUAGUUUGUUCCUGACCAAUCCUCCCAGCUCACCCACUCCUCUUGCUCUCACCUCUGACUCCCUACAGGCUACAGCUAGAGAGUUGACUCCUCUAUUUGAGGUAAGAGUGUCUGGAUUUGGGAUAAGGUGACCUCAGUUUGCAGGUCUCUUGGGGGAGAUCAGAGAGUCCUUUGUUGAGAAGAGGGGACUUGGUCCACAGUGAGCAAAGGAAUUUGUCUAAAUUGCUAUUAAGGGAGAUCAUCUCCCAAGGUGGGCCAAGCCUGAACCCUCAGCCCUCCAUUUCUUGCGUUUCUUUUGCCUUCAGAUUGACAGGCCUAGGAAGUCAAAAUAAGUGGUUUCCUAGACCUGGUCAAGAGCAAGUCUCUAUUGGUCCCAACUGAGUUUUUUCAGCUGGUUUUUUCAACCAAACAGCACCCCAUCUCCCAGUGAGGGGAAGGGAAGGCUGGGCUCACAGCAGCAAGGCUGCUCAUCUCACCUGUCCCCACUCAGCCAUGCCAGCCGCCACACCUGGUGGGGAGAGUUGGGCCUCACCUGGGUCCCCUGGCAGUGCUCUGUGAAGGGUCUUGACAUUGCACUGUAAUAAUAAAGGUGUGUGUGAAGUAUCUUUUUAUGGUGACUUUCUAAGAUCCAGGGAAUCAUGGGACCAGUUCUGAUGACUCAGCCUGGCUUCCAGUCUCCUCCAGGCCCAGCGGUGGCCCCCAGCACUGGUCGGGGCUUGGGAGAGCUGGCCUUGGCUGAAGUGAAGCCACCUACCCUUCAGGCGUAACAGGACGGUGAGAAGGAAGGAAAGCAUGCCUCAACCUCCCAUCAGCCCUGAGCACCCCAGUGGGGGCUGGCUAGGAGUCUAGGCAUGCAGGAGGCUGACCCCUGACCGGGCUCAUAUCCAGCCACAAGGCAGCCAGGGACCCAGGCACCCUUGUCUGUGUCCCUCUCGGAAAUGGGCCUCUUGCCCAGGCCAGAAAUACACCACCUACAGUACAAAUUAUAAUCUAAAAACAAGAGGGUGGUGUUGAGUGGGGAAAUUGGGGAAGGUGUUUUAGGAGCCACUAGGAAAAUAGGCAGCAGGGACUCUCUGGACUGGCUUGGGGAGAGUGCUUUUGGGGAACCUGGAGGAUGGCAAGCUGAGAAACACUAGUGUGGAGAUUCCAGCCAAAUCCCAGGCCUGCCCCUCCCCCUCCUCUGAGAGGCCGUCCUCUUGGCAGACAGCAGAGAGAUGCAUGACAAAGGUGCCGUGAUGGUUCUGUCCUGGGGAUUGAGAUGGCUGGGGAGGGGCCUCCUCCUGUUCCGAAGCAUGUUCCUCCCACCCCUACUAGGCCCCAUAAUCUACCUGCCUUUUGGGCAGUUAAAGGCUGAGAAGUGAACACCGCUCCAACACCACUGCCUUGUAGACCUUCCGGCAGACCUGUGGCUGGUAUUGAAAUGCACACAUACAACUAGGCUCAAAAAGUCUACACAGACAGGAGAUGGGCACACGAACAGAGGCAACAUGAGAGUGGGGAAAAAGGCUCAAAAGACUCACGGAUGCCACCAAGAUGAAGACAGCUGGCCACAGGACACCCAUCCCCUCAGAAGGCAGACAGAGCCACUGACCCCAGCAGACAAGCCCAGGCAGGGCUGAGCCUGGAGCCUGCAAUGAGAAGCCUUACUUAAGUCGACAGAGGUCAGCGUGCCCAGUCCAGACCUGGCCUUCUGGCCUUUGUAGCUGUGGGGAGCCCUGGCCCAGAGCCCCCUCUGGAGCCCCCGGACUUACCCCAGGCCCUCCACUGAGAUCAAGUUUUGGGAGCAGACAGACAAACAUCAUCCCUCACAGACAGGCAUUCCGUUGGCUAUUCUCUUGCAAACAGAAUCAAGCACUAGACCAGCAGCAUGAGCCUCAGGAUACUCAGGCCAGGCCCAGAAAAACAGACCCUGAAGGGGAGCUUAGGGCAGCCUUCCUGCACCCCUCCACAAAUCACUCUCCACCUGCUCUGCAUCUUUCUGCCAGCCAGCCCCACUAAACAAAGCACAUCUCUCAAUCUGGGGGGCUGGGGGAGGGAUGCACGAUGAAGCUGGACGCCUGAGUCCCCCAGAGGAAGGAAGAACUAGAUACCUAGGUCCCUGUGGGGGGCCCUUGGUGCCCGUCUGAGGCUCAGUCUUUGAGGGGAUUGCAGAGGGGGGUUGCUGGAGCUCCUUUUAGCGUCUCUGAAGGGGAUUCUGUGUGAGGGGAUUGGGACUGGGGGGUUGGGGAGCAGGAAGCAGUCCCCAGGGGAGCCAUCCAGGCCCAUUCAAGGGUUGAGCACUUGUUUAGGGUUAGAGCUGCCCCCUCUGGGGACUGGGAUUGUCCAGCCAAGGCCAUUGUCCUGCCCCCUUCCCCCAGUCCCUCCCAGGCUUCUUUGAACCUGAAGUCAGAUAUUUUUUUCUCCACACCCCCCACCCCUUGGUUUUCCCCACCCAAGGCCUAGGGCUGGAGGCCUGGGCCAGUGAAGUGGGGGAGGGAGAAUGGGGCUUACUAUGGUAUUAGAUGUCUGAGUUUUGCUUGAGAGGGGAGCAAGGAGCCUGAUGUGCAGGUUCUAUAGUGGAGGGGGCCCAAAGCAGGUGACUGAUCCCUCUGUUUGGGCAAAGGUUGGGAAACUGAGGCCCAGUCAAUCCAAAGCCUGGUCCCUUGAAGGGGAAGUAGGGGCCAACCCCUCAGUCUGUUAGAUGAGGAGAGUCCGGAAUCUGAUUCUGGAAGACAGAGGGGUGGGGGGGUUGGGGGGUGGGGGGGAUAUAGCAUGGAGGCCUUGUCUGGCAGUCUACUCUUGAAGAUGGGGUGAAAUUUGGCAGGCUGGGCAGAUGGUGCCAGGCACCCAGGCUGCGGGGUGGCUAGAUUUGGCCAGUAUCGGGAUGGGAAUGCCUAGGAUUCUGGAUGGGUCAGGCGGAGGGCAUAAGGGAGCAGCUGGCCAGUGUGCUUAUGGCUGUUGAUGCAUUCAGGGAUAGCUCCACACACACAUUCAAUAAAUUUGAGGAGCUGAGAGGGUGACUGGCCCCCGGUGAAGGCACAGUGGCAGAGGUCUGUGGAGAGGGGGGUCAAGCACCUGGGUUCCUGAAGAACGUGGAGGUGUGGGAGUGAUUCCAGACAGCUGGGAUGUGCAGAGCCUGAGAGAGUGCCAGGGAGCGGGCUGGGAGUUGAAAGUUGGGUGUGGUGGCUCACGCCUUUAAUCAUGACACUGGGAGGCAGAGGCGGGAGGAUUGCUUGAGGACAGGAAUUCAAGACCAGUCUGGGUAACAUAGCAAGACCCCAUCUCUACUAAAAAUAAAAAAAUUAACAGGGCACGGUGGUCCAAGCCUGUAGUCCCAGCCACUCAGGAGGCUGGGGCAGAAGGAUUGCUUUGGCCCAGUAGAUCGAGGCUACAUUGAGCCCUCAUUGUACCCCACUGCACUCCAGUCUGGGCAACAAAAUGAGACUCUGUCUUAAAAAAAAAAAAGUUUCGGUGGGGGACCUGCACCGAAGUCCUGGAGGGGCACCCAGUUGUGUCUCCCGGUUUUCCUCUUCACCAUUGCCACCACCAUUAGGCAAACAUCCUUCGCCUCAGUUUCUCUCCCCACCUCCCUCUCCUCCACCCAUCCAGGGGGCGGGGCCAGAGGUCAAGGCUAGUGGGUGGGACUGGGGAGGGAGAGAGGGGUUGAGUAGUCCCUUAGCAAGCCCUCAUUUCACCAGGCCCCCGGCUUGGGGCGCCUUCCUUCCCCAUGGCGGGACACCUGGCUUCGGAUUUCGCCUUCUCGCCCCCUCCAGGUGGUGGAGGUGAUGGGCCAGGGGGGCCGGAGCCGGGCUGGGUUGAUCCUCGGACCUGGCUAAGCUUCCAAGGCCCUCCUGGAGGGCCAGGAAUUGGGCCGGGGGUUGGGCCAGGCUCUGAGGUGUGGGGGAUUCCCCCAUGCCCCCCGCCGUAUGAGUUCUGUGGGGGGAUGGCGUACUGUGGGCCUCAGGUUGGAGUGGGGCUAGUGCCCCAAGGCGGCUUGGAGACCUCUCAGCCUGAAGGCGAAGCAGGAGUCGGGGUGGAGAGCAACUCCGAUGGGGCCUCCCCGGAGCCCUGCACCGUCCCCCCUGGUGCUGUGAAGCUGGAGAAGGAGAAGCUGGAGCAAAACCCGGAGGAGUCCCAGGACAUCAAAGCUCUGCAGAAAGAACUCGAGCAAUUUGCCAAGCUCCUGAAGCAGAAGAGGAUCACCCUGGGAUAUACACAGGCCGAUGUGGGGCUCACCCUGGGGGUUCUAUUUGGGAAGGUGUUCAGCCAAACGACCAUCUGCCGCUUUGAGGCUCUGCAGCUUAGCUUCAAGAACAUGUGUAAGCUGCGGCCCUUGCUGCAGAAGUGGGUGGAGGAAGCUGACAACAAUGAAAAUCUUCAGGAGAUAUGCAAAGCAGAAACCCUCGUGCAGGCCCGAAAGAGAAAGCGAACCAGUAUCGAGAACCGAGUGAGAGGCAACCUGGAGAAUCUGUUCCUGCAGUGCCCGAAACCCACACUGCAGCAGAUCAGCCACAUCGCCCAGCAGCUUGGGCUCGAGAAGGAUGUGGUCCGAGUGUGGUUCUGUAACCGGCGCCAGAAGGGCAAGCGAUCAAGCAGUGACUAUGCACAACGAGAGGAUUUUGAGGCUGCUGGGUCUCCUUUCUCAGGGGGACCAGUGUCCUUUCCUCUGGCCCCAGGGCCCCAUUUUGGUACCCCAGGCUAUGGGAGCCCUCACUUCACUGCACUGUACUCCUCGGUCCCUUUCCCUGAGGGGGAAGCCUUUCCCCCUGUCUCCGUCACCACUCUGGGCUCUCCCAUGCAUUCAAACUGAGGUGCCUGCCCUUCUAGGAAUGGGGGACAGGGGGAGGGGAGGAGCUAGGGAAAGAGAACCUGGAGUUUGUACCAGGGCUUUUGGGAUUAAGUUCUUCAUUCACUAAGGAAGGAAUUGGGAACACAAGGGUGGGGGCAGGGGAGUUUGGGGCAACUGGUUGGAGGGAAGGUGAAGUUCAAUGAUGCUCUCGAUUUUAAUCCCACAUCAUGUAUCACUUUUUUCUUAAAUAAAGAAGCCUGGGACACAGUAGAUAGACACA
This is a messenger RNA of Symphalangus syndactylus (siamang), 9182 nucleotides long. It is a transcript of the gene POU5F1, whose product is annotated as POU class 5 homeobox 1. NCBI's taxonomy places the organism in Eukaryota, Metazoa, Chordata, Mammalia, Primates, Hylobatidae. Gene Ontology annotation, biological process: regulation of transcription by RNA polymerase II. The record is from RefSeq and is a predicted model, not a curated record. Gene Ontology annotation, molecular function: DNA-binding transcription factor activity, RNA polymerase II-specific; RNA polymerase II cis-regulatory region sequence-specific DNA binding.